Nanorana parkeri is the source of this 2014-nucleotide messenger RNA. It is a transcript of the gene GALNT1, whose product is annotated as polypeptide N-acetylgalactosaminyltransferase 1. Lineage: Eukaryota; Metazoa; Chordata; Amphibia; Anura; Dicroglossidae. Gene Ontology annotation, cellular component: Golgi apparatus. The record is from RefSeq and is a predicted model, not a curated record. The transcript has 12 exons.
AAUCUUGGUUUCUUGUUUUCUUAUUUGGUAACAUCGUUUUUGGGUAGAAUCUUUGUAUUUUAUUUUUUUCUUGCUAUGAAAAAAUUUGCCUAUUUUAAGGUGGUAUUGGCCACCUCUCUGGUUUGGGUCUUUUUGGAUAUAUUUUUGCUGCUCUACUUCAGUGAAUGCAACAAAUGUGAGGAUAAGGAACGGGGCUUGCCUGCAGGAGAUGGUCCUGGUGUUGUUCAGAAACCGCACGAAGGCCCAGGGGAAAUGGGGAAGCCUGUUGUCCUACCUAAAGAGGACCAUGAGAAGAUGAGGGAAAUGUUUAAAAUUAAUCAGUUCAAUUUAAUGGCCAGUGAGAUGAUAGCACUCAACAGAACUUUACCUGAUGUCCGGCUAGAAGGGUGUAAAACAAAAGUAUACCCUGAUAGUUUACCAUCAACAAGUGUUGUAAUAGUGUUUCACAAUGAAGCCUGGACAACAUUACUGAGGACAGUGCACAGUGUUAUAAAUAGAUCUCCACGACACCUUCUCGAAGAGGUUAUUCUCGUGGAUGAUGCCAGUGAACGAGAUUUUUUGAAAAGACCACUAGAAAUAUAUGUCAGAAAGCUGAAAGUACCUGUGUAUGUAAUUCGCAUGGAGCAACGUUCAGGCCUGAUUAGAGCCAGACUUAAAGGUGCUGCUGCUUCCAAAGGACAAGUCAUCACUUUUCUAGAUGCACAUUGUGAGUGUACAGUAGGCUGGCUGGAACCUUUGCUAUCACGGAUUAAACAUGACAGGUAAACAUGUUAUUGUCCCAUUAUUGAUGUAAUUAGCGAUGAUACCUUUGAAUAUAUGGCAGGUUCUGAUAUGACAUAUGGGGGGUUUAACUGGAAACUAAAUUUUAGAUGGUACCCUGUUCCUCAGCGUGAAAUGGACCGGAGACGAGGUGACAGAACUCUUCCUGUGAGGACCCCUACUAUGGCAGGAGGCCUCUUCUCAAUCGACAGAGAUUAUUUUCAGGAGAUCGGAACUUAUGAUGCUGGAAUGGACAUAUGGGGUGGAGAAAAUUUAGAAAUAUCUUUUCGGAUAUGGCAGUGUGGAGGUACACUCGAAAUAGUCACCUGUUCUCAUGUUGGUCAUGUUUUUCGAAAAGCAACCCCAUACACUUUUCCAGGUGGAACAGGGCAAAUCAUCAAUAAAAACAACCGGAGACUGGCAGAGGUGUGGAUGGAUGGAUUCAAAAACUUCUUUUACAUAAUUUCACCUGGGGUGACUAAAGUGGACUAUGGGGACAUAGCUACAAGAGUAGGCUUGAGACACAAACUGCAGUGUAAACCAUUUUCAUGGUACUUGGAAAAUGUUUAUCCUGAUUCCCAGAUACCUCGCCAUUAUUUCUCUCUAGGAGAGAUUAGAAAUGUGGAGACCAAUCAGUGUUUGGACAAUAUGGCAAGAAAAGAAAGUGAAAAAGUUGGAAUUUUUAACUGCCACGGAAUGGGAGGAAACCAGGUCUUCUCAUACACUGCUAGCAAAGAAAUCCGGACAGAUGAUUUAUGCUUAGACGUCUCCAAGCUUAAUGGCCCAGUCAUAAUGCUUAAGUGCCACCAUUUGAGGGGUAAUCAGCUAUGGGAGUACGAUCUAGUGAAAUUAACACUAGUCCAUGUGAACAGUAACCAGUGUCUGGACAAAGCAGCAGAAGAAGACAUUCAAGUCCCCAGCAUUAAAGAUUGCAAUGGCAGCCGCUCCCAACAAUGGCUCCUCCGUAAUGUCACUCUGCCAGAAAACUUUUAAAAUAUCUUUGGCAAAUUAGAUGGAAAAAUGUAUAAACUUAUAAAAAAGAAUUGACUGCGCUACCUCUGCACAUGUGAAUUGCACAUCCUUGUGUAUCCAGAGAAGGAGACUGUUUUUCUGCACCAGUACAGGCCAGGGGCACAUAUCAGCUCAAGACUAGCUCUUGGUUUUCUAGUAGCUGCAGAAUUGCCCACCUCUAUGAGGAUGUAAAAUGGUAUACUUUGUGUCAGAACUGUGCACAUUGAAGUUUACAAGAAGGAAA